Messenger RNA from Cadophora gregata, 832 nucleotides. RefSeq lists its product as uncharacterized. The transcript has a single exon. The coding region runs from base 1 to 612 and encodes 203 amino acids. NCBI's taxonomy places the organism in Eukaryota, Fungi, Ascomycota, Leotiomycetes, Helotiales, Ploettnerulaceae. The record is from RefSeq and is a predicted model, not a curated record.
AUGAAAUCCGACUCCUUCCUCCUCCGCCCCCUCCGCACCAGCUGCAAAACCAAAAGGGGAUACGCUCGCCGCUCUCCAUCGAAUCCUCUCAUCCUCUCACCCUCACCAUCAUCUUCCUCCUCGUCCUCAUCCUCAUCCUCCUCUCACGUCCCAUCGGACAGCCACACCGCCAUCAAAGCACACUUCCAGCGACUCAUCCACUCUUCAAAACAAAAACCACGCCAGUCUCCUCCCUCUCAACUCCACUCCAAAGCCACAAACAACUUCUCUUCCACGUUCUCUGCCUCAGCAGACGGAAGUCUCCGUAUUCAACACGACAUCAAACUCCAAGAUGUGGAGGGCCAGAAGCGGAACCAGCCCCAAAACCAGAUUCCUCAACUCGUCUACGAGCAUGAGCUAGUCGACGGUGUGGUGCAUGAUGCGGAAAGGGGCGAGGUUUGUGUGGUUCUUGAGGUGGGUGUUGCGCGGGUAGUGGGCGUGGAGAGGGUGAGGUGGUGGGAGGUUGGGGUUGUGGAUUUAGAUCUGGAGGCCGAUUUGGGUGUGGUUGGGAGGGAGGGGGAUAGGAAGAGGCAGAGGUGGAUAGAGGAGGAAGAUAUUGGGAGGGCGUUUUGAGAGUGUUGAGAGUGACAAGGGGUGGUAUCUGCGAGGCUUUGGAGAAGGGAAUGAUAGUCUAAUUGUCAUCUCGGCAUCGGUAGGGAUUUUGUUAGGUGCGGUUGUUUUUGACCGGCUUCGUUGUUGCGCCUGCUCGCUUACGAGCUAUGGAUCAACUUUGUGGGCAGGCCUCUCAAAUGAAAUAAACUUUUGGAACAGUUGGAGGUUGUAAACAAGUGCA